This is a messenger RNA of Rhizophagus irregularis DAOM 181602=DAOM 197198, 370 nucleotides long. The record is from RefSeq and is a predicted model, not a curated record. Lineage: Eukaryota; Fungi; Glomeromycota; Glomeromycetes; Glomerales; Glomeraceae.
CUUUCAUAAAUUUAUAAUUAUGGAUAAGGUCAAAAAUAAGCAAAAAACAACUGCUUCCACUUCUUCUAUCAUUAAACAACUCACAAAAGAUAGUCCAGAUAUAACUUAUGUACCUUACUCUUCUGAAUUACAACUUCCUGGAAUUAUGAGUUUAAUUGAAAAUGAUUUAUCUGAACCCUAUUCAAUAUACACAUAUCGUUAUUUCAUAAACAAUUGGCCUAAUUUAUGUUUCAUGGCAAUGGAUCAAGACAAAUGUAUUGGAGUUAUAAUCUGUAAACUGGAUCGACAUCGUGACGCUUUGCGUGGUUAUAUAGCCAUGUUGGCUGUAAAAAAAGAAUAUCGAAAGAGAAAGAUUGGUUUGUAUUUUUGA